AUGGGAGUGCCAAGCGACGACGCGGUUUUGAUCGAGAAAGGAAAGAAGGCAGGAGAGCCUCACGUGAUCACCGUUAAUUGUCCCGACAAGACCGGCCUUGCCUGCGAUAUUUGCAAUAUAAUUCUUGACUUUGGAUUUUACAUUACCAAAGGAGAUGUUUCAACUGAUGGGAAAUGGUGCUACAUAGUAGUCUGGGUGGUUCCUCGUGCACGGUCCAUUAUAAGAUGGACUAAUUUGAAGAACCGACUUUUAUAUGUAUGUCCUUCAUGGUCGGUCUCCUUUUACUGGAACCAGCAGCAGCCUGCGCAAUCGAAGUCCUGUCCAGUUUACUUAUUGAAGUUUGUUAGUCUCGACAGGAAAGGAUUAUUGCAUGAUGUUACUCAGGUUUUAUGUGAGCUGGAGCUAACAAUUCAGAGAGUCAAAGUUACUACAACCCCAGAUGACAGAGUCUUGGACCUCUUUUUCGUAACUGAUAACAUGGAUCUACUACACACUAAGAAACGACAAGAUGAGACGUGUGAGCAAUUGCAUGCUGCACUAGGUGAAUCAUGUAUCAGUUGUGAACUGCAGUUGGCAGGUCCGGAUUAUGAAUGUCUUCAGGGCAUGUCUUCUCUUUCUCCUGUGAUUGCAGAGGAAUUAUUUCAUUGUGAGAUAUCAGAUAAAGAAAUCCAUUCACAAGCUCUUAGCCCAGAUAUGACAAAAUUGAGAAAGACCCAAGUAAUGAUAGACAAUUCACUGAGCCCUGCUCAUACGCUGCUUCAAGUACAUUGUGUUGAUCACAAGGGUCUCCUUUAUGAUGUUAUGAGAACUUUAAAAGACUGCAAUAUACAGCUAGCUUAUGGUCGAUUCUUACCGGUGACCAAUGGCUAUCGUGAUUUGGAUCUAUUUAUUCAGCACAAGGAUGGAAAAAAGAUAGUGGAUACCGAGAAGCAAAGUACCUUGUGUUUCCAUUUGAAGGUUGAAAUGCUUCAUUCAUUGCGUGUGAUUAUAGCAGACCGAGGACCUGACACUGAACUUCUAGUUGCUAAUCCAGUCGAGCUAUCUGGAAAGGGAAGACCUAGAGUUUUCUAUGAUGUUACACUUGCUCUACAAGCGCUUGGGAUCUGCAUAUUUUCGGCUGAAAUAGGAAGAUAUUCAACCUUGGAUCGCGAAUGGGAGGUGUACAGAUUUCUACUAGCGGACGACUGCAAAUUUCAGUUAUCAAAUAUGGUGGCUAGAAAUCAGAUUGUAGAUAGAGUUCGAAGAACACUGAUGGGUUGGUGA
Dovyalis caffra is the source of this 1263-nucleotide messenger RNA. NCBI's taxonomy places the organism in Eukaryota, Viridiplantae, Streptophyta, Magnoliopsida, Malpighiales, Salicaceae. The record is from the annotation of a GenBank genome assembly.